Molecule: messenger RNA, 1966 nt
Organism: Xiphias gladius (swordfish)
Lineage: Eukaryota; Metazoa; Chordata; Actinopteri; Istiophoriformes; Xiphiidae
Product: target of Myb protein 1-like
Exons: 15
Coding region: 348-1802 (484 amino acids)
Biological process (GO): signal transduction
Cellular component (GO): endosome; membrane
Molecular function (GO): clathrin binding; phosphatidylinositol binding; ubiquitin binding
Source: RefSeq, a predicted model, not a curated record
GAAACUAGGCCCUAUAUUAGUUAGGAGUUGUGCUCCGUUGGAUUAAUUUGACAUCAUUAGUAUCAUUUAAAUUAUCCGUAACAUUUUUUAGAAUUUUACAACCACCCUGCGCGGGGCGUAAAUCAAUUUAAUAACGCUUUAAUUCCAGCUUUCGCACCCUAAAAUGUUUAACAAUAAGCUAAAAAUUUGACAGAAACAUAAAAAAGAAAUCUUCAGAGCCAAUGACGCGGCAGAGGUGGGACUCAAUUCCGACAGUCUUUCAUGUGAUUGGUCGCUCGGAGUAAACCGACAACUCACUUGGCGAAUUAGGCAUCACUUGACGUUUCCUCACACUUCCUCAAUCGCUGAUGUGUUUUUGUCAAGCUACGGCUUCACACCUUAUGCAGCAAGCAACCAGCGGCACUCUGCAGUCAGAGGACUGGGGGCUCAACAUAGAGAUAUGUGACAUCAUCAAUGAGACGGACGAGGGUCCCAGAGAUGCAGUCAAAGCUAUUAAGAAGAGGAUCGUAGGAAACAAGAACGUCAGAGAGAUCAUGUUGGCCCUUACUGUUCUUGAGGCUUGUGUGAAGAACUGCGGCCAUCGCUUCCACGUUCUGGUGGCAUCGCAGGAGUUUGUUGAAGGGGUUUUAGUUCGUUCCAUUCUGCCCAAAUAUAACCCACCCACUGCGCUCCAUGACAGGGUACUCAGCCUCAUACAGUCAUGGGCUGAUGCAUUUCGUAGCUCUCCCUCCUUGGCAGGGGUGGUGUAUGUAUAUGAUGACCUGAGGAGGCGAGGCCUGGAAUUCCCCAUGACAGACCUGGAUGCUCUGUCCCCGAUCCAUACUCCAAACAGGAGUAUCCCAGAAAACGGGACUCCUGAGACAACCGCUGUCGCUCCUGCAACACAUCAGUCACAACCACAAGCUCCUCCAAGGGCUUCCCCUCAGAAUACCUUACCUCCAGUCCAGCCCAAUGAGGGUCCAGUGUCACUUUCUGCAGAGCAGGAACAGAAGCUGCGGAGUGAGCUGGCACUGGUGAAAGGAAAUCUCACGGUGAUGUCUGAAAUGCUAAAUGAGCUCGUACCUGGACAGAGCCAGCCAGAUGAUACAGUGCUGCUACAGGAGCUGUACUCAGUGUGUAAGAGCAUGCAGACUCGGGUGGUGGAGCUCAUCCCCCAGCUGAUGGAUGAAGGAUUUACUGAAGAGCUGCUUGUGGUCAACGAUGACCUCAACAACGCCUUCAUUCGCUAUGAAAGGUUUGACAGACUUAACAAGGCACAAAUUACAAAUACUCAGCAGCAGAGCACGACCAACAGUCCGAGCCUCAUCGACCUCAGCCCUCAGCCUUCCACCCCUGGCCAACCUGCUGUCAUCACAACAACCAGCACGCCAGUAGUAAGCACCUUGGCCAAUCAAAGGCAACCGGUCAGCCACAAAGAGGAGGAGGAGUUCGACAUGUUUGCCCAGACCAGAGGGAGCUCCCUGGCUGAACAGAGGAAAAGUGUCAGAUAUGAGGACCCAGGAGCUGUGGAGGGUCUCGCCGGAGCUCUGGACACAAGGUUGCAGGUCACGGGAGGAAUGCCAUCAGUGAAAAACUCUUUGAAGAAUGAUAUUGACAAAUGGUUACCCUCUGAUAUGGAAGAGCAGUCUUCAGUUUGUGAAGGAGUGUCCAGUGAAGAAUUUGAUAAGUUUCUGGAGGAUCGGGCAAAGGUGGCAGACCACAGCAGCCAGGGGCCACGUAGCGUGCCUCCCUCCACGUCCAGACCGCCGCCACAAUCUACCCAGCAACAGGACAGAUCACAUGACCAGCUUUUUUCGCUCUGAGUGUGGAGACGUAGAGGAAUGGGUGUAUGUAAAGGUCGACAUACACAUACCAUCACUCUGAAAUGUACAGUAUCUACAGUCAGAGAUAUGCAGUGCCAAGUCAGGUUUUCUCUGAAAGUACACACACACACACACACACACACACACACACACACACACACACA